AACAAACAAAAUCGCUAAACAUUUUCAAUGAAUAGUUUAUGAACCAUAAAUAUUACCAUAAAAAUAGACGACUUAAAAAAAGGAACUAGUGUAAAUGGUAAAAAAUAUUUGCAGCAAACCUAAGUAAGUAUUUAAAGUAAAAAAAAAAAAAACAAAGAAACCCUCUCAACUGCUAAAUACACCAGACCAGUCAUCGAAUCGAAAAGACAGUCAAGUAAAUUAAAAAAAAAAAAAAAAAAAGCAAGCACCAACUACUUAAAAGACAACAAAAGUUGUACAACUACAGAAGUAGAACUACAUAAGUACUUAACAGUUAAAGUUUAGUAACAAAAAACUACCAAAACCAGCAACUUCGCAAACAGCGCAGAGCAAAAAAAAAGCACAAGACAGCAAAAAUGGCCGACAAGAAGAUUGCAGAACAAUACUAUUCGCCACCGCCAAAGAUGGGCAAAUGGGAGGGUUUCAAAAAAUUCCUAUGGAACAGUGAAACUAGCCAAUGCCUUGGCCGAACAGGAGGCAGUUGGGCAAAAAUUUUAUUUUUCUACAUUAUUUUUUAUGCGGCGUUAACUGGAUUCUUCGCUGCCAUGUUGGCUGUGUUUUAUCAAACACUUCAGGUGGAUAAACCCAAGUGGACAAUGAGCGAUGGGUUAAUUGGUUCGAAUCCAGGUCUCGGCUUUCGACCAAUGCCCCCAGAGGCAAAUGUUGAGAGUACUUUAAUCUGGUAUGAGAAAUCGAGACCCGAAAAUUAUAAAUACUGGGUCGAUGAAACUGCAACAUUCCUUCAAUCCUAUGAAAAUCUACCCAAGCAUAAUCAAAUGAAUUGUUCAUUUGAAAAUCCACCAACACAGGGCAAGGUAUGCGCUUUUGAUCCAAAUGCUUUUGCUCCAUGCACAAAGGAGAACAAUUUCGGUUAUCAUCAGGCCAGGCCAUGCAUAUUCCUCAAGUUGAACAAGAUUUAUAACUGGGAACCGGCUCUGUACAACUCUUCGAAAUCUCUGCCAGACCACAUGCCUGUCGAACUGAAAAAUCAUAUUACAGAAAAGGAAAGCUUGCGGCCAAAUCAGACCAAUGUCGUUUGGAUCUCGUGCGAAGGUGAAAAUCCUGCUGAUGUGGAAAAUAUUAAAUCACGUGAUUACUAUCCACGCAUGGGUUUCCCCGGCUACUAUUUCCCAUUCAAAAAUAUCGAAGGCUAUGUACAGCCAAUCGUUGCCGUACAAUUCACCGUUGAAACCGGCGUUUUGAUCAACAUUGAAUGCAAAGCAUGGGCCAACAACAUUUUCCACGAUCGCCACGAAAGGAGAGGAUCCGUCCACUUCGAGUUGAUGGUUGAUUAAGAAAUAGCGCGGAGCCAAUAAGUGAACGAAGCACAUAAAAAAUAAAUUAAUAAAACCAUAACAAAACCAAAAAACAAAAAAAAUAUAGAAAAUUAUAAUAAAAACAAGGAAAAUACUUUCCAAGAGAAGUAAGAAAUACAACAGAAAAUAAGAAAAUCUUCAGAUAAAACAAUAACAGAAACAGUAGCAAAAUUAAGUAAACGAACAUGCGAGGAAGAGAUAAAACAGAGAAGAGUGAGUGAGAGGAAGUAUGUAAAGCAGGGUAAUGAAAGUAAAGAAGUACAGAGGUUAGAUGGAGGGUGAGAUAAGGAGAGAAAGAGGAAAAGAGCAAAAGAAAGGUGUAGACGUAAGAGCAGGGUUGAAAGCAAAGAAGGAAUGCAUGAAAAAAUACAGCAACAACCAAAGACAAGAACGACAAGCCGUAAAUAAAUAAAUAAAGAGCAAAUUUAGCGGCAAGCAGUGAGAAAGAACCACAACAACAACAGCUAAAUGAAUGAUUCAAAAUUAAAUGCAUUAAAAAUGUCAGCAAAAUAGUAAGCAAACAAAAUUUAUAGUAAAAUAAAAAAAGCUAAAUACAUAUUUAUUUUGCGAACGAAGAGAAAAUACACAAAAUAAAUUCAAAGAACAUAACCAAGAAAAAUAAGCAAAAUAGAGCGAGAGCAAACCAAAUUUUGAAUAAAUAAAACUAAAUAUAUAAAUAAAUGACAAAAAAAAAUAAGACAAAAAGCGUAACAAGGCAUAAUUUAAUACCUACAUAUGUACAUAUGUACAUACGUACUCGUAUAUAUACAUAUGUAUGUAUAUAUACUAAUUUUUGAAAAAAAUAGUAAAAAAGGCAAAAAACACAAAAAUAUAAACCAAAUGCAAAACAAAACACUGCAGCAACAGAGAAACAAAAACAAAAAUAUUUUUUAAAUUUUAAAUUUCAUUUGCGAAAGAGAUGAAAAAGAAUAAUAAAUACACUUUAUUGUAGGAAAAAAAUUUAAUUAUGUAGCUAUAUAAAUUGUUUGCUUUAGAAAGCGAAAAAAUGCGCUUAAAAAUUUUGAUAAUAACUCAAAAAGGCUUUUUUCGUGCUUAUUUCCUUUACUUUAAACGCUUACUUAACUGAGAGAAAGAAAAACCAAAAGCAAGCCGAAGUUUUUUGAAAAUUAGUAGAAUUUAAUUAUUGAGAAUAUUUAUUAGGAUUUGUUGAUAUUUUUGAAUAGUGAAAGCAAGUUGAGUAAAAAAUUAUUACUAUAAUUCAAAAAUAAAAAUAAAAGUAAAAUAAAAUAAAAUGUAAAAGCGAAAAAGAAAUAACGAAAAUCAGCGCAGCGAAAAAAGAAGAAAACAAAAACACAAGAAGCAAAUAACAACAAAACAAACAAUACAUUACAACAAAAGCAAAAACCAAAAAUUUAUUACAUUGCAGUAAAAACAAAAUACAGUUAUGUAUAUGUAUUUAAAAAAACAUAAAAAUACAAAACAAAAAACUUCUAGGCGAUUUGUAAGUAGCUAUGUAUGUAAGACGCAAAGCGAAGCAAAAAGUUUAGUAGCAAAACAAAUGAAGAAGCAAGCAGCCACUAACAA
This is a messenger RNA of Rhagoletis zephyria (snowberry fruit fly), 2900 nucleotides long. RefSeq names its product sodium/potassium-transporting ATPase subunit nervana 3 (gene nrv3). Gene Ontology annotation, molecular function: ATPase activator activity. Gene Ontology annotation, cellular component: sodium:potassium-exchanging ATPase complex. The record is from RefSeq and is a predicted model, not a curated record. Gene Ontology annotation, biological process: sodium ion export across plasma membrane; intracellular potassium ion homeostasis; potassium ion import across plasma membrane. NCBI's taxonomy places the organism in Eukaryota, Metazoa, Arthropoda, Insecta, Diptera, Tephritidae.